Molecule: messenger RNA, 2179 nt
Organism: Lactuca sativa (garden lettuce)
Lineage: Eukaryota; Viridiplantae; Streptophyta; Magnoliopsida; Asterales; Asteraceae
Product: DELLA protein GAI1
Source: RefSeq, a predicted model, not a curated record
AUGUUGUCCGUUGUUCAUAGGUGGUCACGCCCACCCCUAAGAAAGUACCUCUUAUCUGCCAUUCGUUUAUGCUGCGAUUCUUCAUCCAUUCACAAAUUCGUAACUCAUAACCCACUUUCGAUUCCCUAUUUAGGAAUCAUAUCCACAUAGAGCGCGAGAGAGAAUCAGAAGGAGAAAAAGAAAAAAAUGAAAAGGGGUCAGCCACAACAAGAUUACAACUUCAAUGACGGCGGCGGCAGCUCCUCCGCGGCACCCGGUGGAUCUUCGGAUUGGAGGUCUGAUGUGGCCGGGAAAUCAAAUAUGUGGGAUGAAACUGGAAAACAAGAUGGUGGCGAUGAUGAGUUGUUUGCGAUGCUCGGGUACAAUCUUAAAUCGUCCGACAUGGCUGAAGUCGCCGAUAAAAUUCAGCAUCUUGAAGAAGCUUUGGUGAAUGACGUCGAAUUAUCUCAACUUGCCUCCGAUUCUGUUCAUUACAAUCCUUCCAAUCUAUCGACAUGGCUUGAGACUAUGAUGGUCGAGUUGAACCCUACAAGUCAACAACUCGUUACCGAUGACUCCGCUAUGAACACCGCCACCGCCAUCGCCAUCGCCGACGUUCCAGCGAACGAUAACGCAACCGCGGCGGUGCAACCAACUUCUGUCUUCAUGGGAAAUCUUGUAUCGGUCCCGGAUGUUGUCGCGAUUCAGUCCCCGGUUAAAAGAAUGAAACCCUCAAGGGUGUCGGUGGCGUCGACUUCAAACAAUCCAAACGCGGUGGUGCUCGUGGAUUCACAGGAUAACGGGAUUCGUCUUGUACACACUUUGCUUGCGUGUGCAAGAGCUGUACAUGAACAGCAGAUCCAAAUGGCCGAAAACCUAGUGAAACAUGCCGGAAUGUUAGCUGUGUCUCAGCCGGGACCGAUGAAGAAAGUUGCCGGUUAUUUCUCCGAAGCACUUGCCCGGCGAAUCUACCGAGUUCGGCCUCAGACCCCACUAGAUUCGCCGGCGUAUAAUGAUCGUCUUCAGACCCACUUUUACGAGGCCGGCCCGUAUAUGAAAUUCGCCCACUUCACUGCAAAUCAAGCAAUACUCGAAGCUUUUUCCGGCAAAGAGAAGGUUCAUGUGAUCGAUUUUAGUAUGAAACAAGGUACGCAAUGGCCGGCGUUGAUGCAGGCCUUGGCUGUUAGACCUGGUGGUUCUCCUUCGUUCCGAUUAACCGGAAUUGGCAUGGCUCCGGUGGAUAGUAUCGAUAAUAUGCAGGAAUCCGGUUGGAAGUUGGGUCAGUUGGCUGAUGCAAUUAAUGUCAAGUUCGAGUAUAAACCUUUGAUUGUCCAGAGUUUGGCCGAUAUUGAACCUGGUAUGCUUGAUCUGAGAGCCGAUGAGGUGAUCGCCGUUAAUUCAAUUUUUGACUUCCAUAAGUCGCUAGCUACACCCGGAGCUUUCGAGAGACUGUUAUCAACGGUGAAGGCUAUGAAGCCGGAGAUUAUAACAGUGGUGGAGCAAGAAGCCAACCAUAACGGGGUUGAUUUUUUGGAAAGGUUCAACGAGUCGUUGAAUUACUAUUCCACCCUUUUCGACUCACUGGAGAGCAGCUGUAUUAGUAGUGGUUCUCCGGUGUCGUAUAAUAAAGAUAAGGUCAUGUCGGAGAUGUAUCUAGGGAAACAGAUCUGUAACGUGGUUGCAUGCGAAGGUGAGGACCGAGUUGAGCGACACGAGACGCUAAUUCAGUGGAAGACUCGGUUUGAGUCUGCCGGAUUUCAGGCGGUUCAUUUUGGUUCCAACGCCUUCCGGCAGGCUAGUAUGUUACUGGCAAUCUUCGCCGGUUGUAUUGGGUAUAAGGUACAAGAAAACAAUGGUUGCUUGAUGUUGGGUUGGCAUACUCGACCUCUGAUCACCACCUCCGCUUGGAAACUCAGGUGAACUCGGAUGAGUCAACACAGUCGCUCUAAACAUAGUAAAUUGGUGUCAACUGGGUUUCAACUUUCAACAGCUGAGCUGGAAGUACUAAAUGAGACUCAUGUGGCCCACUUUCGUAGAGCAAACUUUUUUUUUGGUAUUUGUUUCUUUCAUGUUUUUUUUUAAUCUUUUUCUUUAAAAUAUAUACAAAACAAACAGGUUUAGUUUUGUUAUAAAAUAAUUAGCAUAGACUAACUAUCAUACGGAACUAUUGAACUAUUAGAAAUCGGUUUACAUCAUCUAA